Drosophila gunungcola (fruit fly) is the source of this 1078-nucleotide messenger RNA. It is a transcript of the gene Gr59a, whose product is annotated as putative gustatory receptor 59b. The record is from RefSeq and is a predicted model, not a curated record. Gene Ontology annotation, biological process: sensory perception of taste. NCBI's taxonomy places the organism in Eukaryota, Metazoa, Arthropoda, Insecta, Diptera, Drosophilidae. Gene Ontology annotation, cellular component: membrane.
AUGGGCAUGACCUCAUACCUUACGAUUGGAGGAGGAUUCAGGCAAACAAGGAUUACGCAGACAUACGCAGUGGUUGUCAAUGCCGUCACCCUGACUUUGCUCCCAAUCGGAUUUUUGAAAUCGGCCCAGAUAAUGACAAUGGCCCAAUGGCUGCCGUCCUACAUGUGGAUAACUCCCUACGUCCUGUUCUCAAUCAACUACGCUGUAAUUGCGUACACCCUGAUAUCGAGAUGCUUUAGGGACGCCAUGCUGGUGGACCUACAGUUCGUAAUAAUACAAUUAAAUCGGGAGAUGACGCGUACGGGAAAGCGUUUGAACUCGAAGCUGCGUCAAUUGUUUCUCGUGAAAACCUUUACAUUGAGUUACUUGUGUUUGUCGUAUUUCCUGGGAAUUUUCCUUUACCAAUCCCUAUUUAAAUUGCCCUGGUCGCUGGCUUGGAAUGGAUUUCUAGUUAACCUUUUCUUAAGCAUCCUGAUUCUCGUCACUUACUUCUAUUUUAUUUCGUUUUGGCAAAUUGCCAGAGGCUUUGAUUUUGUUAACGAGCGUUUGGAAGAGGUGAUCUCAGACCAGUCCAUGGGUUCGAAAUCACAAGCCGAAGAAAUCCGCAGCCUUUGGGCUCUGCAUGCAACCUUAAGUCGGACAGCCCUAGGGAUAAAUAGGCACUAUGGUCCGCAGAUGCUUGCCUCCCGUUUCGAUUAUUUUAUUUUCUCCAUUAUCUACGGAUAUAUCGGUACGGUCUCCAUGAAUUAUGAUCAAACCACUUCCAUGGAAAAGUUUUACGGAGCUCUUGUUUAUUGGAUUCGAAGCGUAGACUUUUUUAUGAACGACUAUAUAUGCGAAUUGGUUACUCAAUAUCAAAGCCAACCGAAGUACUUUGCCACCAAAGGCUCUAUGUCUAACGAGCUGAGUUCUUUCUUGAUCUAUGACAGCAGCACCAGACUGGAAUUGAUGGUUUGUGGACUCUAUCCGGCCAAUAGAAACAAAUGGCUGCAAAUGGUGGCGUCCAUUGUAGUUUAUUCCAUAACGCUGUUUCAGUUUCAUCUGGUUAUGCGCAACAAAUAAAUGGCUCAAAGGUCAA